Penicillium brevicompactum is the source of this 1305-nucleotide messenger RNA. Its product is annotated as putative JmjC domain protein. The coding region runs from base 1 to 1305 and encodes 434 amino acids. The transcript is spliced from 2 exons. The record is from RefSeq and is a predicted model, not a curated record. Gene Ontology annotation, molecular function: 2-oxoglutarate-dependent dioxygenase activity. NCBI's taxonomy places the organism in Eukaryota, Fungi, Ascomycota, Eurotiomycetes, Eurotiales, Aspergillaceae.
AUGAAGCUCCAAUGGUCAACUCUCCGCCCACUGCGUGAUGUACGCAUUCGCGCAUUCUCCACCUCUCCACGCAACCAAUACACACCACUACGCGCCCUCGACACAACCCUCACAACCUUUCAACAACAAUGCUUCUACCCCGAACAACCCGCGAUCCUCCCCGCAGCAUUCACCGACCUCCCCGCAAUCCAGCAAUGGUUCCCACCAAACACCAGAACCCUUAAUACCACCUACCUACGCUCCCACGGAGGCGACGCCUUCGUCCCCCUCGAGCUAACCCAAUCAACACCCUCAGGACCGAGCUUCCGCUCCUUUCACGCGCCUCUAUCUCUAUUCCUCGACUGGAUCGACUCACCAACCCCAUCCUCAACCCUCUACCUAGCCCAAUGCCAGCUCCUCGAUCUCCCUCCGAUUCUACGCGCCGACUUCCCCACGCCUGCGCUCGUCGCGCAGGCCGGUCGAGGAGACGUCUAUGAUACGAAUGUGUGGAUUGGAUGUCCGCCUACGUAUACACCGCUUCACCGAGACCCGAAUCCGAAUUUGUUUGUGCAGCUUGCUGGGGAGAAGAUUGUGCGGUUGCUGGCGCCGGAUGAGGGUCAGGCUGUCUUUGCGGCUGUUCGGGCGCGGCUGGGGAAGAGUGGGGAUCGGGCGGCGGCGGCUUUUAGGGGGGAGGAGAUGAUGCAAGGGGGUGAGAGGGCUUUGUUGGAUGAGGUGGUUUGGGGGGAUGAUGAUCGGGGGUUUGAGGCUAGGCUUGGGGCUGGUGAUGGGUUGUUUAUUCCUAAGGGGUGGUGGCAUAGUAUUAAGGGUGUUGGAGAGGGAGUGACUGGAUCGCUUCCACCUCCCACCGCAGAAAGGAUGCAAGUAUCCCGCACAAUCUACCGCGCAGCCCUCCUAAACCUCACCAUCAACCCAUUUCUCACCCGCGCCUCAACCUCUCUAACCGCCAACCCACGCCUCCACAACCUCCUCUUCCCCCAGUGCAUCAAACUCGACCAAACCCGCACAAUGAGCGACUCCUCCAACCACCCAGACAACACCAAACCCCUCGCUCUCCCCGAAAGCGACGGCACAGCAGCACACCAAGCGCAAGGCGCAGGCGGGAUCAAGCUGGACAUGAGCGGCGGCAGCACAGAAGUCAAGCUCGACCAUUUGGGGCCGAUGGUUGUGAAUGUGGAUGGAACAUUGUCGCAAAUUGGCAAUUGGGCGCAGAUGACGGAUUCAGAGAAGGAGAGCACGAUGCGGAUUAUUGGGAAGAGGAAUCAGAAGAGGUUGGAUGCUUUGAAGGCGAAGGAGAGUGGGCAGUGA